AUGGUUGACUACCUGAGCAACUUCUACGAGGUUGAUUUCCUUCCUGAUACCCUGGCCAGCACUUGCAUCAGCAAGAUCAAGUAUCACUUCGCGAGGCAUAGCAUCCCUGAUGUAGUCGUCUCCGACAAUGGUUCCCAGUUCUCAUGCCGGGAAUUUAGCGCCUUCACCGUGAAGUGGGAAUUCUCGAAUGAGCGCAGCAGCCCAGGCAACAGCAGAUCGAAUGGUGCUGCUGAGGCCGUUGUCAAGGACGCAAAGAAGUUCAUGAAUUAUUGCAACGAAGAGAAGUCUGACCCAUACCUUGGGUUAUUGAAUGUCCGCAACACACCCACUGAAAGUCUCAGGACCAGUCCCGUGCAACAAUUUUGGUCGCCGAACCAGAACUGUGUUGCCAACCCUGAAUGA
Molecule: messenger RNA, 402 nt
Organism: Sycon ciliatum
Lineage: Eukaryota; Metazoa; Porifera; Calcarea; Leucosolenida; Sycettidae
Exons: 1
Coding region: 1-402 (133 amino acids)
Biological process (GO): DNA integration
Molecular function (GO): nucleic acid binding
Source: RefSeq, a predicted model, not a curated record